AUGGAUUGCCAUCACAUGCAGGUGCUUCAGAGCGUCGACUUCCACUCCUCCACACCAUCACGGGUGCGUACACUACGCACCCACUGGUCCUCGCUGUGGUCAUGCUCUGGUGCAACCCCUCCACCCUCGACCGCUUCCUCCUUCGCGACGGGUUCUCGCACCACAUCAUGUGCCGCCUCCGCGUCCCUCAACUCCUGCUUCCUCCCUGACCCCUCCAUCCGCACCGUCACCAUCACCGUCGUGGACAACAACGUCCUCCCUGACACUACCACGCUCUCCUUCACGUAUGCUGCCUGGCAGGCAGCCUACUCAGGCUCCCUCGUCGGCUUCUUCUCAAGGUCGCACCACCUCGACCUCACCCACGGGCGGUGGGCGUACACGACGACGUAG
This is a messenger RNA of Phragmites australis (common reed), 390 nucleotides long. RefSeq names its product glycosyltransferase family protein 64 C3-like. Gene Ontology annotation, molecular function: glycosyltransferase activity. The record is from RefSeq and is a predicted model, not a curated record. The transcript has 2 exons. NCBI's taxonomy places the organism in Eukaryota, Viridiplantae, Streptophyta, Magnoliopsida, Poales, Poaceae. Bases 1 to 390 code for a protein of 129 amino acids. Gene Ontology annotation, cellular component: membrane.